This is a messenger RNA of Pyrenophora tritici-repentis Pt-1C-BFP, 1422 nucleotides long. Its product is annotated as glycosyl transferase family protein. The record is from RefSeq and is a predicted model, not a curated record. Lineage: Eukaryota; Fungi; Ascomycota; Dothideomycetes; Pleosporales; Pleosporaceae. Gene Ontology annotation, molecular function: glycosyltransferase activity.
AUCAGAUUACAAGAAUCGGCCUUGUCCAGAUUGGCACACAAGUUAAUGAGACAUGGGAUUAGCGGCUCCAACGCUGACCGGACGAACCCCUCCGCCAAACAAAGUCUAAGUUACCACAAGAGCCUUAGAGGCUGAUAUAUGGCGCAAUGGGAUCCGCUCAAGUUCAACCAUCGUCCUUUCUCUUGACAUCAUUGACUCUUCAUCACCUUCAUUGUUUGUAUACGUGGGAUAUAACUUGACAGACAUGACGACCGCAACCGAGAAACCUAGCGCGGGACCUGUGGUUCAGUCCAAGAGAGUCUGGACAACUCUAAUCACAAACACGGCCUACCUAACUGGCCUCCUUACGCUCGACUAUUCGCUCAAAAAGCACGGCACGAAAUACCCCUUCAUCGCCCUCUACACCGACAGCUUCCCCGCCGAAGGCCACAAGGCCCUCGACGAGCGCGGCAUCCCCAAGCAACAUGUCAAGUACCUGCUGCCCGUGGCGUCCAAGGACUUUUCAAACGACCCCCGCUUCUACGACUGCUGGAGCAAGUUGACGCCCUUUUCGCUGGAGGAGUACGAUCGCGUCGUGCAGCUCGAUAGCGACAUGGUUGUGUUGAAGAAUAUGGACGAGCUGAUGGAUUUGGAGUUGGAUGCACCGGAGAUGGGGGGCAAGGGGGAUAGGGUGUUUGCGGCGAGUCAUGCUUGUGUUUGUAAUCCAUUGAAGAGGGCUCAUUACCCCAAGGACUGGGUCCCUGAGAACUGCGCGUUCACGACGCAACACAGUGACCCGGAGACUGCUCAACACACCGGCGCGCCUGCUGCCGCUGGUCUUCGCAUGCCCAAUGGUGGACUCCAGGUCGUGAACCCCUCAAUGGCCACCUACAACCUCAUCCUUGAACAACUAUCCAAGGAGACAUCUGGGGAUUAUGACUUUGCCGACCAGUCGCUCCUUGGAGACCUGUUCAACGGGCGUUGGGUUGCUUUACCCUACAUCUACAAUGCGUUGAAGACGCUGAGGUCCAAGGGUGUCCAUGAUGCCAUCUGGAAGGAUGAUCAGGUCAAGAAUGUGCAUUACAUUCUGAGCCCCAAGCCCUGGGAGGAAGAGGAGGGCAAGUCCAGUUCGGAAAUUCAUGAGUGGUGGUGGGCUGUUGAUGCCGAAAGGCGCAAGAAGGAAAAGAGCAAUGGAAUUGAUGAUGGGUUUUGAGGUAUAGAACAGAGCAAAGAUCCCAUGUUGAUGGCGUUUGUAGACGGGGACUAGACGGUGCGCCGUGUGCUUCGUAGAAACUUGCAAUGGUCAUGUAACCAAAGCAAGAAUGUAUUGAAAUUCUCUUAUUCUUUGCUGUAUUCGCCUUGGGCAUCUACGUGAAACUCAAGGGGUCCGCUCAAAGUUUGUUCUUGCCGUCCUCAAUCUCACAGAAUGCCUUGAACGUCACC